UGGGCACGAUGAAAGCUGUCUGCAAUUGGAAAAUCCAAAACACCCAUUUUUUCUUGAUGAUUUCUUUCCGUCUAAGUUCCCAACUGGAUUUCGAAGGCUACACGGCAAUGGAAAUUUACCUAUCAUUUCUGCUGUGCACCGGGUCGGCUAUAACAACUCCCCUGCUUUCUCUGCAAUCCAUGCUCCAAUCCUUUCUCAGUAGUAGAAUUCCUCUAAGAAGACUUAAAAUGGCGGAAUUCCAAGAUUUCCUCCCAAUUAUGGCAGAGAAAUUGGGUGGAGCUGGAUUAAUGGCGGAGCUGUGUAAAGGGUUUCGCUCGCUGGCGGAUCCCGAGUUGGGUUUGAUUACCGUCGAAAGUCUGAGGAAAAAUUCAGCUAUUUUAGGGGUAGAAUCUUUGACAGAUUCAGAAAUCGAAGCAAUGGUGCAGGAGGGGGAUUUGGACGGCGAUGGAGCUCUGAAUGAGAACGAAUUUUGUGUUCUGAUGGUUCGGCUCAGCCCUUCUUUCAUGGCGGAGGCCGACAAAUGGCUGCAGAAAGCCCUUGCCGAAGAAUUUGAAGAAACGCUGAAAGAUUUGUAAACAUUAAAAAUUAAGUUACCAUUUAUGUUGUAUCCAUUUGUGAAAUGUGACUGCAACUGCUUUCGUUUCUAUGGCAAUAUUACAAGGCCUCUACAUAUAUCGGAAGUGCCCCCUGAAUUCUGGUUUAACUUAAACAAA
Molecule: messenger RNA, 713 nt
Organism: Cryptomeria japonica (Japanese cedar)
Lineage: Eukaryota; Viridiplantae; Streptophyta; Pinopsida; Cupressales; Cupressaceae
Product: calcium-binding protein KIC
Exons: 1
Coding region: 9-575 (188 amino acids)
Molecular function (GO): calcium ion binding
Source: RefSeq, a predicted model, not a curated record